Durusdinium trenchii is the source of this 955-nucleotide messenger RNA. Lineage: Eukaryota; Dinophyceae; Suessiales; Symbiodiniaceae. The record is from the annotation of a GenBank genome assembly.
CACGCAGCAGGUGGACAUGGCCGACAUCUAUGAGACUCAACACUGCUAUGUCCACAAUCAGCAGUGCAGGCUUGACCAAGGUGCCAGCUUAGAAGUGGCUGGCCUUCCUUGUUGGGAUUACAGCUCAGCUGGGAAACGUUUGGCUGAGAAUGGCCCGACAGUCGGGACCUUCAUUUGCCACGCCAAGCGGCAUAUUCACACGAAAACCCCUCUGAUCAUCUUGGAGAACAACCUCAAAAUGAAGCUCAUUGAAUACCUCUAUGGCGAGCACUACCACAUCCACAAGCUUUUGGUUGAUGUUGAGGACGUUGGCCACUCUGGGACUCGCAGGGAGAGGGUCUACAUCAUACUGGCACACAAGACCCGCACCAUCCAACUUCUUGACCCCAAAGCUUUGUAUUUUGCCAUUUCUUCAGAGAUCAAAUCGAGAAUCUCUACCAGGCCCUCUGAUUACUUUGUCUCCAACCGCACAGAAGUGAUUCUUGCAGCGCAAGAAUUGGCGUUUAAACGCAAGAAGGUAUUCAAAGAGUCCUGGUUUUCAAGAUUGGACUGCACUAGACUCUUGACAGAUCGAGAGAAGGCAGUCAUCAAAACCCUGAACAAGGAGUAUAGGAGAAGGUGGAAAGGGGACCCGUUUCAAAACAAGGACUUGGUGUACCAUUUGGGGGACAACGCUUACAGACGUGCAUGGAGUGCAGUUUCAAAUAAGUUGCCCACACUCCGAAUGUCUGGAGGGCUGACUUGGUCAGUGCACUUGAAGCGCUUCCUAACAGGAAGAGAAAAACUUGCGAGCUUAGCCUUUCCCGUUACCAAAUCAAUCGCCAAAUCGAUGUUGGUAACAGAACUACCUGUGAUUGACAGCAGGCGAGCAAGCACUGUCGCAGGCAACUGCAUGAAUUUCAACUCCAUAGGUGUUGUUCAGCUCUUGGCAUUGGCGUCUUUCAAGCAGCGCUAG